This is a messenger RNA of Corythoichthys intestinalis (scribbled pipefish), 10565 nucleotides long. It is a transcript of the gene ano2b, whose product is annotated as anoctamin 2b. Gene Ontology annotation, cellular component: plasma membrane. Gene Ontology annotation, molecular function: intracellularly calcium-gated chloride channel activity; protein dimerization activity. NCBI's taxonomy places the organism in Eukaryota, Metazoa, Chordata, Actinopteri, Syngnathiformes, Syngnathidae. Bases 2072 to 5338 code for a protein of 1088 amino acids. Gene Ontology annotation, biological process: chloride transmembrane transport. The record is from RefSeq and is a predicted model, not a curated record. The transcript is spliced from 27 exons.
CUUCCCUGGGCUGGCUGGGUGGGGGCCAUGGCCCUGGAUUGGUGCCCGCGUGGCGUCUCCGCUUGUCUGCGUGGCUGUUGCGUGCCUUGUGGGGCUCGCGUGCGGCUGGAUGCGAUGGGGCGCGCUCGGGUAGGGGGUCCCGGUGCCGGGAUUGGCGAUUGGACGGCGUAGGGUCGGUCGCCAACGGGCUUACACUCACAAGGGACUCACACGAUUACUGGGUUCUAGAUCACAGAGCUGAUUUGUGUACACUCCACCCCACAGGUGUCAAACCGAUUCCAGAAAGGGCCAAGUGGGUGCUAAAUUUCGUUCAUACCAAUACCGCGCAGAGAAUUUAACCAUUGAAUUCCUACUGAAACAAGCAGCACCUGACAAAGUUGAACUGAUUACACAUGUGAAAGAUCUGAUUGGUGAAAAGGUGUCCUCUUCAUUGGUUGGAAAGCAAACCUGCACCUACUUGGCCCUUUCUGGAAUCGUUUUGACACCUGUGCUCAACCCCUUUCAAUCACUUAGCUUAUAGACUCCCCCACCCCCGUCCCCCUCUUUCCCUGGUCAACAGGCCCCCCACAUGGUGUCAACCGGAAAUGCAUCUAGCUGACGAUAGCACCAACAUAUGUGUAGACCUCCAAUGUAUUUCUUGUUGUAGUUUGUGUUUCCCCAUAACCCCUUCCUGUUCGCUGCUUUGUCAUAAUAAACGAGGUAUGUUGAAUGAUCACAAUGGGAGUAUGUCAGACUCUUAAUGUGAAACAUUAAAACUGUUAAGACCAUCCGGGUACUUAAGACGUCCAUUUUCCGUGUCAAACAGCUGAACAGGACAGGUUUAAAAUAAAUAAAUAAAUAUAUUAAUAUUUGCUUUGCAGCAGAUCAACUUUUAAAUACGACAAGGCUUGGAAUUCCAUUUUUUCUUGAGUGAUCGGUCGUCCCCAGUUCGCUAGAAGUGAGAGAUGUUAUUUUUGCAGCCGAUUUUGACACAAGCAGGGGGGCUUUCUUGCUGCACGUUACCAUGGUGACUGUCACUCAAGUCUAAUUAAAACACACCCACACAAUUCACAUCUAGCAGUUUGCCAAAAGAUUUUUUUUUUUUUUACAUAUAUUUGGAGAAAAAGCUUGACCUUUUUAAGAGGUGCCCUCAAUUACAGCGCACAGGCUUUUAAUACUUAAAAUUUAAUGUGCUGAACAUAUCUUGAACCAGCUGUAACUGGAUACAGAACGUGGAGGUGUGUGUGUGCGUGCUUACGUGUGUGUGCUGGUGCCACAUAAGAUACCCUUACUGACAGAACGUCUGGGCGCGUGCGAGUGUCACCGUUUGUACAUUGGAUGGUCAAAUAAGUAAUAAUUUUUUUUUUUAAAUAGGCAUUUCCAAUGCAGGCUUUCUUUACUGGUUAAGAAUUGCUUAUUGUAUGUCCUACUCUAGUCUUUCCUGACCUCCCUUUUAACCUUUUAACCGCUGUACCACUUCCUCACAUGGAGUCCCAUCAGUAAAUAAACUCGUGACUACUUUGUUACGCUACCAUGUUUUCUGUAUCCUUAAAAUGAAGUGCUCUAUAUCUUUGUUUUAUGCAGUGUACUUCAAAUGGAUUAAACGUCUAUCAGUGGCAGCUAAUGACUCAAUUCUGACAAUUUUCUGUAUAAGCCUCCUGCUCCUCAACAUAGUGAACAUAAUGCAUUUCGCACCUGUCGAUAUUUUUAUCUUUUGGCUAACGGACUAUCUUUCCACUUGUUUACGCGUUAGGUGGGCCUUCUGUGUGUUUAAUUUGUGCAGGAACAUCAUCUCCUCAGUCCUAAUCCCUGCAUAAGAAGCCCCUGUGUGGUUUUGCACGUCAACAGAAGGCUGAGUAAUUAAUGCACAUUAGAGGGCCCAAUAAUCUUUGCUUGUCUCUGCAUGGUUGUCAUUCCAAACAGCCAUCUGUCUAUGCGUCCGUCCGUCCGUCCACCAAGCCAGUCGGAGUCUUAAUCCAGCCCGAGCUAAUCUUCCACUGAUCUGAGGAUUGCACUGCUGAGUUGCUGGGUUUCCUCUCACCUGCUGGCUGAAACAUGCUUGACUGACUGAGUGGUGGAGCUUCGAUGGACGAUGGCUGUCCGUCGAUCGCCGUCCUCUACCUGGACAGAGUCCAGAGGGAACGGACGAGGCUACGUCCCGGUGGCUACGGCUCUCAGCGAGUCCUCGUCCAUCCACAGCGACGCCCUCUACCAGCUGACCAGGGACGUGUCACGGGUGGGCCUGGAGCCGUUUACUGAGAGCAUUUUGGAAGUGGACGCUGAAAAAGAGGAGGCUUGGAAUGAGGAAGCUCAAAGUCUACUUAAGCGUCACAGCAUGCAGACUGAUGACAAGAUCCCCGUUGUCAGUUGUUCAUCAAGCCCCCAAGACAACGGCGAGGGCCUCCACUUCGCCGACGGCCGGCGGAAAGUCGACUAUGUCCUGGUUUUCCAUCAGCGCCGACACGCCUCCGUCCGCUCCCCCGCCAGCACAUCAGUCUCCCACGACCGACUCUCCAUCGUUUCCAACGGCAAUUUCCCGCCGUCGGGGGGCUCGGACGGCAAAGGAGGGGGAAGUAGCGGCGUCCUGCCGGGGGGCGAAGCCGUCAGUAUUGGCGAAGUGUUCAUGGAGCUGGACAGCGGCGGAGGCAAUGACGCGGCCGAGCCCGCCGACCAUGAGAUGCGGCUGAUCAGACAAGAGUUCGAAGCCAACCUGCUGGAGGCCGGAUUGGAGAUUGAACGAGACAGAGAGUUGAAGGCCCACAGUCUGAGCUUCACCCGCCUCCACGCGCCCUGGCCCGUUUUGUGCAGGGAGGCGGAAUUUCUGAAAAUUAAAGUCCCGACCAAGACGAGCUAUGAAAUUAAAGAGGAAAGCGCAUUCAGCAGCAGCGUGUGGAGGAAGCUGAAGCAGCCUUUCCAACCCAAAGUGCCCACUCAGGAUCAUGGACCCACCAAAUUUCUCACUCACUGCUUUUCCAGGGAUAAACUCCACCUGUACAACAUCACAUCAAAAGACACAUUUUUUGACAACGCCACAAGGGGCCGCAUCGUGUACGAGAUCUUGAGGAGGACUGUUUGCGCGCGGACCUGUCAAACUAUUGGUAUCACAACAUUGAUCGCAAAGGGUGUCUACGACGCUGCCUUCCCUCUUCACGAUGGAGAUUACAAUGCGACCGGACACCCCGAGGAGAGAAAUGACCGACAGGUUCUACAUGAAGAGUGGGCCAGAUACUCGGCCUUCUACAAGUACCAGCCUAUUGAUUUGGUCAGGAAGUACUUUGGAGAGAAGAUCGGUCUGUAUUUUGCCUGGCUUGGCGUUUACACUCAGUUGCUAGUGCCAGCGUCCAUCGUGGGAAUUAUUGUGUUUGGCUACGGGGUUGCAACAGUGGAUACCAAUAUACCCAGCCUAGAAAUGUGUGACGAGCGUCUUAAUUUCACAAUGUGUCCUCUCUGCGACGGAGCCUGCGACUUCUGGCGGCUAAGCACGGCCUGCGGCACGGCCAGAGCCUCGCACCUCUUCGACAACCCCGCCACUGUCUUCUUCGCCAUCUUCAUGUCGCUGUGGGCCGUGUUGUUCCUGGAGCACUGGAAGCGUCGCCAGAUCAGUUUGAGCUUCAGCUGGGAUUUAACUGGCAUCGAGGAUGACGAGGAACAUCCACGACCAAAAUAUGAAACCAUUCUUCUUCAGAAGAGGCAGCGGAAGCAGAAAAAGAAGAAAAAAAAGAAAAAGAAUCAGCCAGUGAAGCAAGAGGAUGGGACAGUGACAGGGAAGGACAGAUGGAGGAGAAACCUACUUUUAGCAAUGGCUGCAGGAACACCGGUUGCCAUUGAGAAGUUAACCUGGAAAGACCGCCUUCCUGGAUAUUGCAUUAAUGUUUCCUCCAUUUUGUUUAUGUUCGGAUUGACCUUUUCAGCCGUUUUCGGCGUCAUCAUCUACCGCAUUACAGUGUCUGCGUUAAUGGCAAUGAGCCCUGACCCGGAGACAAAGUCCAACGUGCGCGUGACAGUGACAGCUACGGCAGUCAUCAUCAAUCUGGUGGUUAUUCUCAUCCUGGAUGAAAUUUACGGCGCCGUGGCGGUUUGGCUGACCGAGUUAGAGAUUCCCAAAACGGAGACCAACUUUGAAGAGCGCCUUAUCCUCAAGGCCUUUUUGCUCAAAUUCAUGAACGCGUACGCGCCCAUUUUUUACGUGGCUUUUUUCAAGGGAAGGUUUGCAGGUCGACCGGGAAGUUACGUGUACGUCUUUAACGAUUAUCGAAUGGAAGAGUGUGCACCAGGUGGCUGCCUCAUUGAGUUGUGCAUCCAGCUCAGCAUCAUCAUGCUUGGGAAGCAACUCAUCCAGAACAACAUAUUUGAGAUCGGCAUCCCGAAGUUGAAGAAGCUGGUGCGUACGCUGAAGGAUAAAGGAGGCGCCGAGAAGGAGGAGGAAGAGGAGAGGCCUCCCCAGCAGUGGAACCUGGACUACGCCCUCGCUCCCUUUGAAGGCCUCACGCCGGAAUACAUGGAAAUGAUAAUCCAGUUUGGCUUCGUCUCGCUCUUCGUGGCCUCGUUCCCGCUAGCUCCCCUUUUCGCCUUGCUGAACAACGUAAUCGAGAUCCGACUGGACGCCAAGAAGUUUGUCACAGAGCUCCGACGGCCGGUCGCCGUCCGCGCCAAAGAUAUCGGGAUAUGGUACAACAUACUGAGUGGCAUGGGCAAAUUCUCAGUCAUCAUAAAUGCCUUUGUGAUAUCCUUCACGUCGGACUUCAUCCCCCGCCUGGUCUACCAAUACAUGUACAGCCAAUCGGGGACCAUGCACGGCUUCAUCGACCACACGCUCUCCUACUUCAACGUGUCCAACUUUAAACCCGGCACGGCGCCGCAGAACUCCCACCACGGCGACGUCACCGUGUGCAGGUAUAAAGACUACAGAGAACCCCCUUGGUCUCCAGAUGCGUAUCACUUCUCCAAACAGUACUGGUGCGUCCUGGCAGCGAGAUUGGCUUUCGUCAUCCUUUUCCAGAACUUGGUGAUGUUCCUAAGCUUAGUAGUGGCUUGGGUGAUUCCAGAUAUCCCCAAAACUAUCGUGGAGCAGCUGAAACGAGAAAAGAAACUGCUGGUCGACCUCUUCCUACGGGAGGAGAAGGACAAAUUUCAGCUCAUCCAGAGCCUCUUCGCCAAGGACGCCUCAGUACCACAAGGCGGGCACGUCAUCCCCCUUCCGGGGCGCUACAGCACCUUACCCCAGUGUGCGACGCAGGCGCCGGUCGGGGACGACGGAGGAGGGCCCAGGGCGAGGUGCAGGGCGGCCAGUUUCAAUUUGUACACUAGGAAGUUUCCGACGUCACCCAGAAAUGAAAAUUCCAGACACACAGCUGUGUGAUCACAUUUUUUCGGAUUCAAUUAAAUGUGUUGACCUGAACAAGUGUUAUUUAAUUUUGUUUACUUCAGUGAAGCUUAUAGCUUCAUUGCGUAAUAAGCAAUAAUACUGUAUUAGGCUGAAAAACAUUUUAAAAGACAAGUAGGAUGUCUUAAAUUAUGGACCGUGGAUACAUCAUAAAAACAUCAUUGUAACUUUAGCACUAGUUGAUCCAGAUGUAUCCAAAACAAGUGGACUCCUGUGGAUUUUUUUUCCUCUGAUAAAUGAAUGGAUGGAUUUUGUCUCAGUGAACCUUCAUGGAAUAUUACUGCUUCAUGUGCUUAAUAAUGCUCUUUGUAUAUAUUUAUUUUGAAAGGGAACUCGUAGCAACAACAGAUUCUAUAGACGUAUGUAUUGUUAGUGGCAGCAAUCACUUCUGUUUACAUUGACUGUCUCGUUUUGUUGCCACUCAUUGUUUUUCCAGUACGCUUAUGACCCUCCACGUUCGACACGGUAAGAUUAUACGCCAAUUUGCUCAAGUGAUGUUUGAUGCUAUUUACUCUCAACUCUUUUUAGAAUGUGAACAUUUGUUACUGCCCUGAAACUGUGCACACAGAGUUCCUCAUCGGAGCAUUCAAGCACACGGUUUUCAUUCAUUUGACUUAAUUGAGAGUAUUCACUGUUUUGUUUAUGCCCAUGUUAAGUCAUAAGAACACGCUGCAAAAUGUCACUUGUGUUUCCGAGGCCUUGUAAGUGCUCUUGUUUUGUCAUGACAUAACAGAACGCCUGUGUUCUUACUUACUAAUAAGAAGCAGACUGUUACAUUCGUUCUGUAGUUUAGAUUGAUUUAUAAUGAGCACAUUGUAACUGUGGUACAUGCUUAAGAUUAUGUACUGUAGGCAUACAUGAAUACACAAUUUUUAGAUGUCCUAUUGGAACAUUAUUGUGAAUUGCUUUUUAUCUCAUUAUUAUCUUUUUCGAUUUAAUUUCUGCGUUUCUUAAAAGGAAAGUCCAAAAGGGUUUUAAAUUGAGACUCAAAUGAAGACAAUACAGCGAUAUGUUAUCAUAUAACAUGUAACCUGUAAGCAAAUACAGUACUGUGCUGCAAUUCUGUCAGUUAAUGCUCAAUUUCUCCCAGAAAAUGAUAGCAAUUAGAAGUCCUUUGGUUGUAAUAUCUACAUUUAUUUUGCUUGCAAUGAAAAAACACAAACGAGAAUGGGAAAGAAAAUUAAAUCAUCAUUUUACACAAAAAUAUUGGCACCCUCAGCCUAACAUUUGGUAGCACAACCUUUAGACAAAAUAACUGCGAACAACCGCUUCCGGUAUCCAUCAGUGAGUUUCUUACAAUGCUCUGCUGGAAUUUUAGAUCAUUGUUCUUUGGCCAACUGCUCCAGGUCUCUGAGAUUUGAAAGGCGGGGGACCACCCUGGAUUCCGGGGGGUGGGACGAGGGCUCCUUUGCUGGGCUGCGGGAGGAGGGAUGGGCUGUGCCACGCCCCCCCCAGGGCCCGCCUUCCCUUCCCUGGCUGGCUGGGUGGGGGCCGUGGCCCUUGGUCGGCGCCCGCAUGGCGUCUCCGGUCGUCUGCGUGGCUGCUGCGUGCCCGGCGGGGCCCGCAUGCAAUGUUAGUGGGCGCGCUCAGGCGGGGGGUCCCGGUGCCAGGAUUGGUGGCGGGGCGGCGCAGGGUCGGUCGCCAACGGGCUUACAUUCACUAGGGAUUCACACUAUUACUGGGUUCUAAAUCACAGAGAUGAUUUUUGUGCACUCUACCCCUUUCUAUCAGUUAGCUUAUAGACUCCCCCACCUUCUUCCCCCUCUUUCCCUGGUCAACAGGCCCCCCACAUGGUGUCAACUGGAAAUACAUUUAGCUGACGAUAGCACCAACAUAUUAGUAGUUAGUGUAGUUAGGUGUUAAAUGUAUUUCUUGUUGUUGUGUUUCUUCUCUUUCUUCUGUUGUGUUUCUUUUCUUCUGUUCCCCCAUAACCCCUUCCUGUUCGCUGUUUUGUCAUAAUAAAUGAGGUAUGUUGAAUGAUCACAAAGGGAGUAUGUCAGACUCUCAAUGCGAAACAUUAAAACUGUUCAGACUAUCCGGGCACAUAGACUUCCAUUCUCUGUGUCAAACAGCGGAGCAGGACAGGUUAAAAAAAAUUUUUUUUUUAAAUGAAGGGUGCCUUCUCCAAACUGCCAUUUUCAGAUCUCUCCACAAAUGUACUGUGGGAUUAAGGUCUGGGCUCAUUGCUUGCCACUUUAGAAGUCUCCAGUGCUUUCCCUCAAACCAUUUUCUAGUGCUUAUUGAAGUUUGUUUUGGGUCAUUGUCCUGCUGGAAGACCCAUGAGCUCUGAGGGAGUGCCAGCUUUCUCACACUGGGCCCUACAUUAUGCUGCAAAAAUUGUUGGUAGUCUUCAGACUUCAUAAUGCCAUGCAUACAGUCAAGCAGUCCAGAGCAAGAGGUAGCAAAGCAACCCCAAAACAUCAGGGAAACUCCACCAUGUUUGGCUGUGGGGAUUGUGUUCUUUUCUUUCAAGGCGUCGUUUUUUUCCCCCUCGUAAACCCUGUGUUGAUGCCUUUUCCCAAAAAGCUCUACUUUUUGUCUCAUCUAACCAGAGAACAUUCUUCCUAAACGUUUUUGGCUUUCUCAGGUAAGUUUUGGCAAACUCCAGCCUGGCUUUUGUAUGUCAAUGGGUCAGAAGUGGGGUCUUCCUGACUAUCCUACCAUAGAGUCCCUUUUCAUUCAUAUGCUGAUGGAUAGUCAGGGUUGACACUGUUGUACUCUCGGACUGCGGGACAGCUUGAACUUGUUUGGAUGUCGUCGAGUUUCUUAUUCCACAAUCCGCACAAUCUUUCGUUGAAAUCUCUCAUCAAUUUUCCUUUUCCGUCCACAUCUAGGGAGGUUAGCCACAGUGCCAUGGGCUUUACACUUAUUGAUGACAGUGUGCACAGUAGACACAGGAACGUACAGGUCUUUGGAAAUGGACUUGUAGCCUUGAGAUUGCCCAUGCUUCCUUAAAAUUUUGCUUCUCAAGUCUUCAGACAGUUCUUUGGUUUUCUUUCUUUUCUCCAUGCUCAAUGUGGUACACGCAAGGACACAGGAGACAGGUUGAGUCAACUUUAAUCCAUUUUAACUGGCUGCAAGUGUGAUUUAGUUAUUGCCACCACCUGUUAUGUGCCACAGGUAUGCAGAGGCGUAGCAAGGGUCCCCGGGGGCCCCAGGCAACAAGCAACAUGGGGCCGUUCAUGCGUGUGCAAGUACGGGGGACAGUUGGACUUGGAGCAAUAGCAUAUUUAAUAAAAGUAUAAUAACGCCACGGUCUCAUAGAUCGCUUUUUAGGACACUCAAAGUGCUUGGCUUCUACUACAUUAGACAUAAAACUACACUAACAUAGUACACUCACCGCUGUCUGGCUUCCUUUUCUCCUCUUCUGCUUUUUUAUUCUUUCUUUUGUCACUUCCAGAAGGAUAAAUUCUCUUUAUUUUGGAUAUACGGCAAUUUAAAAAAAAAAAGCUAAAUCACCGCUCACUCUCACUCUGAGUCACGUGAGGGGCUGGGGGUGUGGAGCGAGUGGAGGGGCCCCUUCAGGGAACUCAGACACAAGGCUAAAGCUGCGUGUGCUAAAUCUGUUGGCCCUUUGGGGGCCCUAGGCAAUUGCCUGGUUUGCCUAAUGGGACGUGAUGCCUCUGCAGGUAAGUAACAGGUGCUGUUAAUUACACAAAUUAGAGAUGCAUCACAUGAUUUUUCAAAGGGUGCCAAUACGUUUUUUCGGCCCAUUUCUGGAGUUUUGAAUUAAAUGAUGUUUUUUUUUUUCCCAUUUGUUUUUUCAUUGCAAGCAAAAUAAAAGAAGCUAUUACUAUCAAAGCAUUUGUAAUUUCAAUCAUUUUCUUGGAGAAAUUGAGCAUUAUCUGACAGAAUUGCAGUGGUGCCAAUUCUUUUGGCCUGCACUGUAGAUACGAGCCUCCUAUUGGAUAAUUACAUCUCGCGGUCGUGGAACAGAUGUUGGUCUAUUUGACAAGGGUCAUUCAUCGAGCAGACAAAACUUUUAAGGAGAUUGCAGAAACUACUAAAAUUGGGGUAAGAGCUGUCCCAUGCAUUCUUGAAAACUGAAAGGAUAUCAUUGUAACAGUGAUUGGCGUUUAAUUGGUCGCAAAUUAGUCGCGUCGGUUGGCGUAAUUUUUGCUUGCAGGUGUGUGCCAAACAAUUCGUUUGAAAUGCAUUUUUCCCUCUCUAAAGAUUAACAUGACAGUUUCACCACUUACAAGCAAAAAACAUGAUUCAAACCUUGUUUCAUUACAGUGCGAGAUCACGUAAUGUGUCAUGUCAGCGUCUCAUUUAGGAAUAUCACAGUGGGUUUGGCAACACGCUGAUUGCGGCAAUCCGUUUGUAAUAGCUGUUCUUACGAUUACCUCUUGCAGUGGAAAGAAAUUGGCAAGAGAGUAAGAGAAUAACAAAAGAAAGUGCUGCAGCGAAAUGUAAGCAAAAGCACUCCUGCGAGUGAUGUUGAAUGAGGCCAAGUGCUUGCGAGGAGUUAUGUGACAGGAAAAAGACCUUUCAGUUUAUUUUACAUGCAAAUGCUUGUCGUUAAUGUUGUACUGUUACAUAAAAUGCACUUUCCUUUCACCCACGAUUAAAACUCUAAUGCAAUUUCGCAUUGGAAUGUGAAUAAUCCCAGUUCCAAUGGAUUGGACGUCUGUCGCCGUCCUUUUGCAAUUUUUCUGUGACUUUUUACCAAGGACGUACAUUUUUUGGUAGGGACCAGUGGCGGACUUGGCAAUUUUGGGGCCUAAGGCAAACAUAUCCAGGGGCCCCUGUUGUGCCGAAAAAUAGCCGCCCCGCGUGAAAUGUCCCCCCUGACGGGAACGCUUAUUUAUAACCAGGGCCGGCCCAGCCUAUACGCAGACUAUGCAGCUGCAUAGGGCCCCUGACCACUUGGGGGCCCCCAAUCUAGUAAUAGUUUUUUUUUUUUUUUAACUACAGUUUGCUUUAUUUGACUUUUGUGAGUUUUGAUACUUGAUUACAAACUUAAAAAAAAAAAAAAUAGAAGUUCUUCCUUAACUUCUUUCUUUCCUCUUUUAGAAAAAGGUUUGGCGCUAUCUAUUGUAAGUACUGACAAUCAUUUGGGGGGAGAAGUUUUAAGAAUACAGUGCAACAAAAUCUGAUUAAUAUACAAAAUAUCGACGUAUGGGUUGGAUUGCAUGUAUAGGUUUCACAGUAUACUGCAGGGGUCAGCAACCCUGGUCCUUGAGUGCCACUAUCCAGCUUG